Messenger RNA from Puccinia triticina, 2136 nucleotides. RefSeq lists its product as uncharacterized. The transcript has 8 exons. Gene Ontology annotation, molecular function: protein binding. Bases 1 to 2136 code for a protein of 711 amino acids. The record is from RefSeq and is a predicted model, not a curated record. Lineage: Eukaryota; Fungi; Basidiomycota; Pucciniomycetes; Pucciniales; Pucciniaceae.
AUGUCAUCCCAGCCUCAGCAAGACCUCUACUCGAUCGCAGGAGCACCUUGGCAACCCACGUGGAUGAACGAACAGCUGAUCCAGCUCGUUCUGACCAUGUCCUGUUCGCCGGACGUUCGACAGAUGGACGAGAUCUACCAUGCGGUUCGUCUAACGAUUGCGCAGCGCGGGGAUCUGAACGCGGAAGCCUGGGCGGUGCUAAUCGAGACCUACGGCCGGCUGGGCCAGGUCGGCCGGCUCCGCGAGAUGUAUGGCCGCGCCCAGAGCACUCUCGCUUCCUUUUCUAUUGACGAAAGGAGCUCAACCCUCAAGAAGAUGCUUCGACACUCCUGGUGGACUCGGGUCGAAGAGCGCAUGGUCAUCGGCCUGGCUUACUGCGGCUUGCACAACGAACUCUUGGUCCACAAGACAAGCCUCCACAACAGCGGCGCGCGGCUCUCGGCUGAUAUCUACGAGGCCAUAUUUAGAAGCACGGGAAAAAAUCUACAGCAUGUCAUGAAGGCCUUCAACUAUUUCGAAGAAGCGAAGCAGAACGGAGUGCAACUGAGCACGCUCAGUUGCAACAUUUUGCUAACGAAGCUUGCAAGGGUGCGACGAACAAGCGACAUGUUGUCAGUGUAUGACGAAAUGAAACGGUCCGGCACGCCGAGGAACGCGCGAACCUUUGAGACGAUCCUCCAUGAGUUGAGCAGGAGCGAUGAUAAGGCUAAGGCUGAGGAGGUCUUCCAGGAGAUGCUCCUAUGUGAUGACAACCCCCGGAUCGGCACUUUCAUCACCAUGAUGAAGCUGUUUAAUCAGAGUGCCAAAUACCCCAAUCGACCAAAGGUUCUGUACUACUACGACAUGAUGAUCCGGUCUAAGAUAUCCCCUAACGGCAAUGCUUACAAUCUGUUGAUGGAAGCGUAUGGGAUGAUUGCGCCAUAUGACUCAGCGGGGAUGGAGCGGGUCUUCCAGGCUGCAUGCAGGGACCCAAACGUGCAGGUCACGGGAGCGCAUUGGGCGACGAUACUGCGAGUGAAGGGGGCUUUGGAGGGGGACCUGGCGGGAGCAAUUGUGCAGUUUGAGCAGAUCAGCAGGACGGGGAACGGACGAGGGAUCGGAGUGGGCGGCGCUCGGCAGCAGGCGGAUGGGAUGUGUUACGAGGCGCUGUUCGAUGGCUUCGUGGCCUGCAACCGCGGCGAUCUCGCCUACCCGUAUGUGGAACGGAUGCAGGAGGACGGGGUGUUGAUGACGGCCGAAUUGGCCAACAAGCUCAUGAAGCUCUUUGCUUCCUCGGGUCAAGUCGACAAGGCCCGCGAGAUAUUCGAGGCGUUCGUCGACUGCCCUCCUCCCGCUCAGGACGGGCUCAACAGCUAUCCACGACCCAACCUCACUCCUUCUCUGCCGGCUUCCAAUCAGCAACGGCACGCCGAUCGCUCGGUCUAUCAUCAGCAGUCGGCCUGUCGGAAACGGCUCUGCUACGAAACAAUGAUAGCGAUUGAAUUCAACGCUGGGGAUCACGAGCCCGGCUGUGGCGGGAUGAUCACGAUAUGGGCGAUGGCUAAGGAUCUGUGGGGGGCAUGUGAGCUGGGCAAAGAGUGCUCACUGGAGGCUACUGAAAGAGCACGGUGCAGUCCCCACAGAGAGCAACAACGACUACCAGGAGAACUGAGCGAGCUGCUCAAGGACAUCAGGGCAGCACUCGACCGUCUCGACACAGUCCAACCCACCCAGCUCAAAACACACACACAAACCACCGACGCCUUCGACGCGAUCACCAGCGAGAUCAAGCAGGAACUCAGCCGGAUCGCCAGCCAGCUCGACGAACUCGAGCUGCUCGCAGAUGAAGCCGAGGAUGAGGCGAGCAGAACGCACGCACUGAAGACCGUAGAGGACCAUCGAAACCAGGCCACCGGGCUCAGAGGGUCUUUCCGCACGAUCUCCCUGGACGUCAAACGGGCCCUCUCGAACAGCACCCUCGAGUCAGCACGAGCCGAGCUGCUCAGCGGGGCGACGCCCAAGACUGGCAGAUCAUCUAACACGCAUGACGCGCUCAUCUCCGCCUCCUCCGAUGUCACCCAAUCACUCCGGAACACGCUCGAGAUCAUGCGCCAGGAACUGGAUCGCUCAGUGAUGUCCACCCACUUACUAGAUUAG